This is a messenger RNA of Entamoeba invadens IP1, 1374 nucleotides long. RefSeq lists its product as hypothetical. The transcript has a single exon. Gene Ontology annotation, biological process: transmembrane transport. Gene Ontology annotation, molecular function: transmembrane transporter activity. The record is from RefSeq and is a predicted model, not a curated record. Bases 1 to 1374 code for a protein of 457 amino acids. NCBI's taxonomy places the organism in Eukaryota, Evosea, Mastigamoebida, Endamoebidae.
AUGAAAGUUGGGUUGAAUCGCCCAUUUUUGAACUACGUCCGGAUGUGUGCCAUUGGUUUUAUGUUUAACUUCGGUGUUUACUUCUUUUGGCUCGUCAUUCCUAUCAUCCUAAAGGACUACGACGUCAAUUCCAUAUUCAUCGGCCUUGCUCCGACAUUCACCUUUGGAACAGCGGGAUUUCUAUCUAUUUUAACAGGUUACUUGUCUGAUAUCAUCGACGCAGAGUGCCUUGUUUCACUUGCCUCAGUACUUAAUGGUGUUGCUUGCUUCAUGCUUGGCCUUGUAUGCGCCGCACACACAAACUACUACCUCUUUGUCCUAUCACUGUUUAUCCAAGGUAUCUCUUUCGGUCUCUUCUAUUCCCCCAUAGAAACACUUAUUUCUUUGCACUCAGAAGAAGGAAAGGAAGGGAGGAACCUUGCUAUUUUCUUCACUGUGUGCUAUCUUGGAACGUCAUUUGGGUUUUUGUGUGGAGGGAGCGUUAUACUGCUCUGUGGAAACACAUUCACGUUGUAUAUUGUCGGUUUCAUUUCGUUGUUUAUCUUCUUUGUUGUGCCCAGGAAAUUCAAUGACAUCAAGAAGGGUUCAACGAAGGUGAAGGAAAGCUUCGAGGACGAUGUAAAAGAAACAAAAUCUGUUAGUCUUUCCACAGAAAGCUCAUCAGAGGCUUCUUCGUUGGUAAACUCACCACAAAACACGGAAAGUAAAACCGAGGAGAAGGAACCUGUCAAGAAAGUCAGUCAUUACAGAGAAAAGGUAGAAAGGUGGACAUUCUUUUUGGUAUCAUGUUUUGUCAGUGUUGUGAUUUACGGUUCGUUGGCAAUUAUAACGGACCAGUAUGUUGGGUAUGCAGAAGAUGAAGGAAUUGUAUUGGAAGGUGUUUCGAAGCAGUCGUCUGUCUUUGUUGGUGUGUUUUUGUUCAUAUUGAGUAUAUUCGAAACAAUUUCAUUUGUUAUCAUGGGAAUUACCGACGUGUGGGUUAAUAAGGCGUUCCUCAAUUUGUUGGCGCACUUAACGAUCAUCAUACUUGGGUUGUUUUUGUACUACGUGAAGGUGGGGUGGGUGCUUGUGAUUUUUGUCUCGCCGGUACUUGGACUUGUGUGUGGGUACGAAUACCAAGCAAAUGUGGUCUAUGCGUUGAAUUUGAAAUCGCGCCCAGGCUUCUUCUUGGGGGUGAACGAGUUUGUCGCGAACGUGACGUAUUGUGUGUGUCCUUUUAUUGCUGGUGUGAUGAUGGAUUUUAUUGACCGAGACUGGUGUAUUCUUUUGAUCAUCGUUUUGAACGUGUUUGGUCUUAUUAUUGCGACUGCGCUGCACUUUUUUGGUGCUGUGUUGGUAUACAAAAAGCGAAUUACAGACGAGUCUGGCAAUUAA